GUGGAUGAGAGAGAUUCAACAUGUUCCUCUCCUCAGAUCUGGCUCAGCACUACCUGAUGAAGGCCAACAUCACCGCCAUCCGCCGUGUGAGGAAGACCGACAACAACCGCAUCGCCAGGGCAUGUGGCGCUCGUAUCGCUAACCGCACUGACGAGCUGCGUGAAGAGGACAUCGGAACCGGAGCCGGUCUGUUUGAGGUGAAGAAGAUUGGAGACGAGUACUUCACCUUCGUCACAGAGUGCAAAGAUCCUAAAGCCUGCACCAUCCUGCUGAGAGGGGCCAGCAAGGAGAUCCUGGCGGAGGUGGAGAGGAACCUGCAGGACGCCAUGCAGGUGUGCCGUAACGUUCUGUUGGAACCCGCCCUGCUGCCUGGAGGCGGCGCGGUGGAGAUGGCCGUCUCUAAGCGUCUGAUGGAGCGCUCUCGCUCUCUCACAGGCGUGGACCAGUGGCCCUACAGAGCCGUGGCCCACGCCCUGGAGGUCAUCCCUAGAACCCUCAUCCAGAACUGUGGAGCCUCCACCAUCCGGGUGCUCACCUCUCUCAGGGCGAAGCACACCCAGCCGGACAGUGUGAACUGGGGCGUGGACGGAGAGACCGGCUGCCUCUCUGAUAUGAUGGAGCUGGGGAUCUGGGAGCCACUGGCAGUCAAAGCUCAGGUCUACAAGACCGCUGUGGAGACGGCCAUCUUGCUGCUGCGUAUCGAUGACAUCGUCUCCGGUCACAAGAAGAAGGACAAAGACGGUCAGACGGGAGGACAGGGAGCGGAGUAGAUCAUCAUCUGUCACUGAGUGUGUGUGUGUGUGUGUGUGUGGGGGGGGACCAGAUGACUCACUGAAACUAAAAUAAACCGUCAAUAAAAGUGAAAGUUAGAAACCUGUUUGUGAAGUUUGUUCUGAUUAUUGACAGAUCAACGCUCCUCAUUAACUGUAAGAAAUAAACCCUUUUUCACAUCACACCA
This is a messenger RNA of Notothenia coriiceps (black rockcod), 958 nucleotides long. It is a transcript of the gene cct3, whose product is annotated as chaperonin containing TCP1, subunit 3 (gamma). Bases 21 to 770 code for a protein of 249 amino acids. The transcript has 5 exons. The record is from RefSeq and is a predicted model, not a curated record. Gene Ontology annotation, molecular function: ATP-dependent protein folding chaperone; ATP binding. Lineage: Eukaryota; Metazoa; Chordata; Actinopteri; Perciformes; Nototheniidae.